ACUGAAUCUAAUAAUCCAAUUGUUUCCCCAAUUUCCAGGAAGGAGCUAGUGAAUCAGGAAUCCCGCUACAGCGUCAAGCUUGAGGAUGCUGAGAAGCGGGCCAGCGAGGCCCAGACUAAGGUGUACGAGCUGAAGCAACGGUUGGAUGAGGUGGAAAGAGAAGUUUCCUUGAAAGAAUGCAACGUAGACCGCCUCAAAGCGGAACUAGAUGCAGCGUGCAAGGAAUGUGAGACUAUCCGUGCGCGGAUGCACUCGCAGAGCUCCGAAACUGGACGCACUAAGACUGAAAUUCUCCGAACGGGAGGGAUGAGCUAAAUCUUAAGUACCAAA
Molecule: messenger RNA, 330 nt
Organism: Aedes aegypti (yellow fever mosquito)
Lineage: Eukaryota; Metazoa; Arthropoda; Insecta; Diptera; Culicidae
Exons: 2
Source: RefSeq, a predicted model, not a curated record